ACUUCUACUAGGGCAUCAUGGCAGAAAAAAGACUUUUUAAAGAGCUUAACCAGCUAUCCAAGGUUGCACCCAACUAUAGUAACCAUCAGAUACUAAGUCUCGCUCCAAAGGAUGUGGAAUCAAGUGUUUAUGAAUGGCAGUCGGUUAUUUGCAAGCCGUCUAAAAUUGACUCCAAAUUCUAUCAUAAUGGCCAGUGGACUUUGAAUAUCUCAGUUCCCCAACAGUACCCCAUAGUUCCCCCCAAGAUCUCCUUCAGUGGUGCCACUCCCAUUUUCCAUCCUAAUAUCAACGUUGACACUGGUGAAAUCUGCUUGGAUAUCUUAAAGUCCGAAAGCUGGACUCCAGCAUGGAACCUUGAGCAUCUUGUGGUUGCGAUUCUCGUGCUUAUUGAUGAUCCUGAACCCGAUUCACCGUUGAAUAUCGAUCUGGCGAACUUAUUUCGUCACGAUAAGGCCGGCUUCGAAAGUUUUGCUCAAUACACCAUCUGGAAACAUGGAACAUUCUACGAAGGAGAGCGAGCUAGAAGUGGAGCCAAGGCCGGCCAGCAAGACGAUAUAAUACUGCAAGAUCAAGAACUUGAAAUCGCGUUGCAAGAGAAUUCCUCUAAGUCGAUCAAUGUCAUAAAAGAUGUGGGUAAGCAGAUCACCCAGGAGUUCAUCAACAAGGUGGAUGAAAUCACCCAUUCCAAGCAGAAUUCAGUUGAUUCCAUUGACCACAACGUCGACUACAACAACGCAAAGAAAUAUAUUGCUGAAAAGGUGAACCGGCAAGUUUUGGAGCUUUGCUCCAAAUCGGUGUCACCAGUUAAUGAAAUCGAAGGGCCAGAAGAACCUUUGGAUCCCAUAGUUGAGGGCGAGAAGCUUCGGUUUCUCCAGGAGGUGGACUCGAAGGUGCAACUGUUUUCCGAUGCCGCCAAAGAAGCCAGUGCCAGUGAAAAAGUCUCCACUGUCAGCAGUACCAGCUCCAAAGACAACGAAACCAUUUCCGCCCAAUCGUCCCACAGCAAUGUCGACAAGUUGAAGAAGUCGAUGUCGAUUCGUAGUUUCCGUUCGGAUACGUCUGGGGGCUCCAGUAAUAAAAAGAAGCACAAGAAGCGUGAUAAGUUGAAGGAGUUCUUGAAGAGAACAGAAGAACAGAAGAAGUAGUAGAUAUAAAACAGUAAUGAGACAUCUGAGAAUUC
Messenger RNA from Yamadazyma tenuis ATCC 10573, 1180 nucleotides. The record is from RefSeq and is a predicted model, not a curated record. Lineage: Eukaryota; Fungi; Ascomycota; Pichiomycetes; Serinales; Debaryomycetaceae.